Messenger RNA from Symbiodinium sp. CCMP2592, 1710 nucleotides. The record is from the annotation of a GenBank genome assembly. NCBI's taxonomy places the organism in Eukaryota, Dinophyceae, Suessiales, Symbiodiniaceae.
AUGUCGGCGGUUGAUCUCUCGGCCGGCGGCGGGUUCGCCCAGGUGGCGCGGGCCUUCGUCGACAUCCAGGCUCAAGAGUUCCUGCCGGCGGUGGGGGUGCACGACCUCCGAGGCGCCUUGGACAACACCGGCGCACUGCUCCUGGCCGGGGGCGUGGCGCCCGGCCCCGGAGAGCUCAAAGCAGGUUGGCCCUCCCGCCAGGCGAGCAAGGCAUUCAACCGGCCGGCCCAGGCGCAGCCGGUCAGGGCUGACAUCCCGGCAGCCUUGCCAGAGCUCCAGGCGGAGCUGGCGGACCUCGACGGCGCCAUCAUGGCGCGCUCCUCGGAAGGACCCUUCCGGUCCAGGGUCCGGACCUGGGUGGACUUCACGGCGGCCUGGGCCCUGCCGGCGUGGCCGAUCUCCCUGGACUCCGUCAGGAAGGUCGCGGCGAGCAUGCGGAAGGGCAGGUACCGCUCGGCGCAAAACUACUUCGACGCGGCGGUGACCUACCAGGAACACUUCCGCGGCGAGCUGGUGGACCCGCUAGUCCGGCGGGCCAUCCGGCGUUACGCCAAGGCGGUGGUACGUGGCCUUGCGGGGUCCAAGCUCAAGGCGAUCUUCCCGGCCAUGCGGCUGGAGCCUCUGCUGGAUCCCUCGCCGGCGUCCGCCGCGGAGCCUUGGGCCCCAUGGAAGGCGGCGCACUCGGCGGACGCCCUCCUCCUGGCGGUGUGGUUCAUGCUGCGUGAAAUCGAAUUCGCGGCGGCCCGCACCGAGGACAUGGAAGCCGGCGAGGACUGGGUCCUUCUUCGGAUCCCCCUGCACAAGACGGCACAGGGUGGCGAGAGAGAGCUAACGGCGCGCAUCCAGUCCCGGCCGAUGUGCCCGGCACACGCUGCGCUGCGCCACGUGUCCCGGCUGAAAGCGGCCGGCCUCUGGGUCCGAGGCGGGCCCUUGUUCCCGGACGCGGCGGGCAACACCUGGGCCAAAGGCGAGACCGUCCUGCUCUUCCGGCGGGUGUUGCUGGCCGCCGGCGUGGCCCUCACCACGGUCGACCACAAGGGCCAGAUCGUGCAGCUGUUCGCCGGCCACUUGGCGAGGGUCGCCGGCGCGGCCUGGCUAGCGUCCAAGGGAGUGCCGACGGCGAUCAUCCAGUUGCUGGGCCGCUGGUCCUCCACGGCGGUGGAGCGCUAUGUUCAGGCGGCCCCGCUCGCGGUGGCCCCGGAGAUCCCCGGCCGAGUCUUGGCUGGGAGCUACGGUGGCACGCAGGCCACCGAUGAGGCUCGGCGAGCCACGGCAGGAGGAGUGGCGCCCAGCCCUCAGGCCCCUGACCCCCCGGCGCAGAUGGAAUCGCCGGGGGCGCCGGAUGACCAGGCAGAGUUCUCCCGGGCGGUCCUGCUGGUGGACGCCCCGCCUAGGGGGCCGGCACCCGGUGGGGUCGGACACCCGCCGGCGCGGGAGGACCUCAUCUACAACGAGAAGGGGGCUAAGGUGCACCGGCCUGACCCGGCGGAAGCUACCACGGAGCAGUUCCUCUGGAGGUCCAGGUGCGGCGCGUGGCCGUAUGGCAUCCGGCGCUUCUUCAGAGUGUCCGAGAAGCCGGCGUCCGCCGCUUGGUGCGCCCGCUGUUUCCCGGCGCCGGCUCCGGGGGAAGGUGAAGGUUCACCGACCGAGCCGGUGGACUCGCCGGUGGCGUCCAGCUCGGCGUCCGAGUCGGACAGCUCGUCCUCGUGA